CGACCCUCCCAAAAUCUCACUCCACUCUGUAGAGAGUCCCACCCCCCAGUAUGCGGAGCUCCAUUCCGGAGAGAAAAAGAGGAGGAUACAAAACGGUGUAACUAUCAUCUUCAUCAUUCGUCCUCAAUCCCAGCCCUCCACUUUAAUCAGUUUCUUGAUCCAAAACAAGAAAAAGUAAAAUCCAAUCUUGCAGUAAGCAUUAAAAACGAAAACCCCUCUGCUAACAUGGAGGACAGUGAUUCAGUAUUUAGGCGGCGGUACCGCUGUUAUCCCGUGUCUUUCAUUGAUAAGCCACAUUUGGAAAAGGGUGACAAAAUUAUUAUGCCUCCCUCAGCUCUAGACUGCCUUGCUUCUAUGCAUAUUGACUACCCAAUGUUAUUCAAUCUAAGUAAUCCUUCUGCUGAGAAAGUUACCCACUGUGGUGUUCUAGAGUUCAUUGCAGAUGAGGGCUUAGUAUACUUACCAUACUGGAUGAUGGAGAACAUGCUGCUGCAAGAGGGAGAUAUUGUGCACGUAAGGAAUGCCAGUUUAGCGAAGGGAACUUAUGUGAAGUUGCAGCCCCAUACGAAGGACUUUUUGGAUAUCUCCAACCCCAAGGCCAUCUUAGAGACUACAUUGAGGAGCUACUCUUGCUUAACCAGCGGUGAUACAAUAAUGGUCCUUUACAACAAUAAGAAGUACUAUAUUGACAUAGUGGAAACAAAACCCUCCUCUGCCAUUAGUAUUAUUGAAACAGACUGCGAAGUGGACUUUGCUCCUCCUCUUGACUAUAAAGAAACUGAGAAAACAGCACCAUCUGUUUGCUCAAGGAAGACACCUCCUGAAGUUCAAGAAGAACCAGCCAGAAAAAUUGCCAGGUUCAGCCCAUUCACUGGUUCUGCAAGGCGCUUAGAUGGCAAACCCUCUACACAGCCAAGUGCAUCAUCUACCUUGCCUGUGCUGGAGCAACAACAACCAAAUGCUGACAAUAUAACUGCUGAUUCAAAGUCAUCAAGUUCCAAUUCACGCUUACAUUCUGGGAAACUUGUGUUCGGUUCAAAUGCAAACCAGAUCUCAAAAGAAUCAAACCAGACUGGAAAAGAAAUAUCCAACGUUGCCGGGAAGGAGAUCAAUCAAGAGCUGACUCAAAAAGCCAAGGAACCAAAGUUCCAGGCAUUUUCGGGGAAGAAGUAUUCAUUGAAGAGCUAAUCUUGGUGUAGCUCCUUACAUUCCACCUUUUUUUUUCUUUUGGAUAGGCAAUAAUUGUAGAUAUUGACAGCAUGCUUGAUGGUGAGAAAAUCAUAUUGAUGAUGGAUAUGGUAAAGGUUUCAUUUUCUCUU
Molecule: messenger RNA, 1319 nt
Organism: Carica papaya (papaya)
Lineage: Eukaryota; Viridiplantae; Streptophyta; Magnoliopsida; Brassicales; Caricaceae
Product: ubiquitin fusion degradation protein 1 B-like
Biological process (GO): ubiquitin-dependent protein catabolic process; ERAD pathway
Cellular component (GO): VCP-NPL4-UFD1 AAA ATPase complex
Molecular function (GO): polyubiquitin modification-dependent protein binding
Source: RefSeq, a predicted model, not a curated record